Molecule: messenger RNA, 1957 nt
Organism: Emiliania huxleyi CCMP1516
Lineage: Eukaryota; Haptophyta; Isochrysidales; Noelaerhabdaceae
Exons: 4
Coding region: 1-723 (240 amino acids)
Biological process (GO): protein ubiquitination
Molecular function (GO): ubiquitin-protein transferase activity; DNA binding
Source: RefSeq, a predicted model, not a curated record
AUGAGCGAUCCGGUGAUGGCGGCGGACGGGCAUGCUUACGAGCGGACGGCGAUGAAGCGCUGGCUCGCGACCAAGUCGACGAGCCCGAUGACGGGCGCGGAGCUCGAGAACACUGGCCUCUUCCCGCACCACAUGCUGCGCAGGCAGAUCCGAGAGUGGCGAGAGGCGCGUCCAGGACGGUCACUCAAGCCGGAGCAGCGCGCCGUCCUGGAAGCCACGUUCGACCUCAAGACCACGCCCGAUUCGUUCCUCACUCGACGUCUCGCGGAGGAGUGCAACCUGAAGCCGCGCCAAGUGCAGGUGUGGUUUCAGAACCGCCGCCAGCGGCUGCACAAACGAAAGAGGCCCGUCAAUACGACGUCGCCGUCAGCGGCCGAGCCACCGGCGAAAAAGGCGGCAGCGGAGCCCGCGAGCAGCGAGCCCGAGAGGAGCGAGCCGGUCGAGAGUGAGUCGGUCGAUAGCGAGGCGGACCCGUGCUCGCCCGCGCUGACCUUCUACACGGACGACUUUGGCGCCGAGCUCCCGCUCCUUUGGCUCGACGAGCUCGACGUCGGCACGGCGUGCGAUGACUUGGGGUCGGAGACGGAGACGACCAUCAACUCGCCGGCACCUCAGCGGCUGGACGCCGAGCCGCACGCCUUUGCGUUUGGCAGCGGCGAGCACCUCUCGACCGCGGAAAUGCUCUCUCUGCUUGAGCUCACCACAGAGCCGCUUGGCCGCUAGCGACAGCGCGCUGUCAUCUUUGAGUCGCAUCGCGCCCUGCGGAAAGGCGUGCAGUGUACCUCUCCGCGACCGGCCGCGUCGUGGCCGGCCCUCACCCGUGCCGCCGCCGCCCUCUGGGAGGCUUGUUCAAUAGCUUGCUAUGCAAAGGUGUUGAGGAGGACUACGUCUAUUUGUGUGCAGCUACGUAUCGCCCGUAUGCUCCGAGACAGAGCGGGGCGUCCAUACGUCUCCCCUCUGCGCGUGUGACGUGACUCAGUCGUGACGCAUGCGUGCGGGGCCAUCCACAUGCGAGAGCCUGUGUGAGAGGGUACAUUAUAGGGUCAAGCAGAGCACUGUGUGCCAGCCUGUGUCGUACGUGUGUGUCGCUCUUGUUUAGUAGAGUGUAGGCGUCGCACAUCGUAAGCGCGGUAAGGGAUGUGCGCGCCCUCAGUCUUAGAAGACAACAAUCAGAUCCGGUACUCAACACCGCUGCCGCUAGUAAUACUUGUAGUAACACAGUGUCUCGGGCGGCGCCGGGCAGCGCCUCUCAAGUGCAGUCAUACACCCUUGGGUAGGCGUCACGCUGCCACUCGGCGAUGUGAGAGGGGUAGGCGCCCGAGCGGUCGUAGAGCUUGACCCCGGUAUAGUCGUACCCGCCAUCUGAAACGCUUGUCGCCGACUCUACGCCAGCGCCAUCGACUCGGUUCCACCGCUCGAAGGUGCCCUCAGUGGCGUUGAUCGGUGUCGCGAUCCACUUUUGCAGCCUGCGUCGCCCGUUCCAUGAGACGUCCGUGAUCGAGGUGAUCUCGUUCUGGUCUCCAAAGUGGAUCUCGCGCGUCUGGAGGACACCUGUGUUGUACUGCGUCACGUAGUCAAAGGUCCCCAGCAGGUUGGCGCUCACCGUCCAAGCGUCAUACUUGAGCGGCCGGAGCGAGUACACACGGGAGGUGGCAUUCCACGCCUCUGGCUCCAGCAGCGCCAUCAGCCCGUCGGAGAAGAGCGUGUCAUGCCCUACCAUGUGGCGCCAGUUCAGAAACCAGAUUCCAAAGAUCGGGUCUGGCGGCGAGGCGGCGAGUUCGGCGGUGCGGUUGAGCGUCGCCAGCAUCGCACCGAGCUGGCGUUCUCUGGGAACGGAAGGACACAGCCACCAGCCGAAUGCGCCCGGGAUGAAGAGGGCCAGCAGCGCAGCCCGCAUGUCGGUGGGCGUGACGAGAGGGUGGGGCUGUAGCGAGAGGACCGGAAGGUAAGGUCCGCU